AUGGACACAGAAAAGGUCAAUAUAUGGUUAGACUGUGAUGUUGGUAAUGAUGAUGCCAUGGCACUCAUUUUAGCUUUGUUUCAUCCAAAAUCUAAUCUACUUGGAAUUUCCACUUGUUUUGGAAACACAAGUCUUGAAAACUGCACAAAUAAUACGAUUCGAUUGCUUAGUUCAUUAGGAAGAACUGAUGUACCAGUGUAUAAAGGAGCAGAAUUUUCUUUAAAAUCUACAAGAGCUACAACUAAAAUGCAUGGCACUUAAGGAUUGUACUCGGUUGAUAAAUUGAUUUCUUCCUUCAAGCCAAUAGAAGACAUGGAUUUAUACGAUUUGAUUAAGUAGACUGCUGGGGAUCAAGAAUUUGUCAUAGUCAUAACAGGCCCAUAGACUAAUAUUGCUAAGUUACUUAGGGAUCACGAGGACAUAAUUCCUUAAAUUUAAGAGAUAGUAUUUAUGGGCGGUACAUCAGGAUUUGGGAAUGUAACACCAAGUUCAGAAUACAACAUUUACUCAGACCCUGAGGCUGCCCAAUUCGUCAUUGAUACAUGCAAAUAGCAUUCAUUGAAAUUGGUUAUGAUUUCGUUGGAUUUAACAUACACAUGUUAAUUAUUAGAACCCCUUUAAUAAAGAAUUAAAAGCAUAAACACCAAAUUUUCUGAUUGGUGUUUGGAAAUGCUCUAGGAAUAUUAGGCAGCAUACAAGGCCUAAGAAUUCGAUUAUCCUCCAAUUCAUGAUCCUGUUGCUGUGUUUUAUGCAUUACAUCCAGAAAUGUAUGUAAUUAAGCCUGUGUAUUGUGCAGUUGAUUGCGAAUCUAAAUUGUGUUAUGGGAGAACUGUUAUUGAUAAAUAAGGAAUUCUUGGAUAAGAGCCCACCUUACAAUUUGCAAGAAAAGUAGUAGUUGACUAAUUUUGGAACUAAAUGAUUGAAGCAAUUCAAGUUGCAGCAAAGAAUUCAAAAAUUGAAUGA
This is a messenger RNA of Paramecium tetraurelia, 963 nucleotides long. RefSeq lists its product as uncharacterized. NCBI's taxonomy places the organism in Eukaryota, Ciliophora, Oligohymenophorea, Peniculida, Parameciidae. The record is from RefSeq and is a predicted model, not a curated record. Gene Ontology annotation, biological process: purine nucleoside catabolic process. Gene Ontology annotation, cellular component: cytosol. The transcript has 6 exons. Gene Ontology annotation, molecular function: purine nucleosidase activity.